This is a messenger RNA of Neltuma alba, 824 nucleotides long. RefSeq lists its product as uncharacterized. The coding region runs from base 170 to 538 and encodes 122 amino acids. Gene Ontology annotation, biological process: proton motive force-driven ATP synthesis. The record is from RefSeq and is a predicted model, not a curated record. NCBI's taxonomy places the organism in Eukaryota, Viridiplantae, Streptophyta, Magnoliopsida, Fabales, Fabaceae. Gene Ontology annotation, molecular function: proton transmembrane transporter activity. The transcript has 3 exons.
AAAAAUAAAGCAAGCGAAGCAAUUUGCGCAUCACGAAGGUCAUCGUUGUACGCACAAAUUCCGCACUAUCUUUCUUCCUCACAUUCUGCUAGCAGCGCCGUGCGGUAGCGGCGGCGGAGAAAAUUCUGAUUGAUAUCUGAUUUCGCAUUCAACUGGUGCACAAGCACUGAUGGCAUCUAAGUUGCAGCAAUUGCAAUCCAAAGCUCGCCAAGCAUCACAAUUUGUAGUUAAGCGUGGGACCCCUUACUACAAGCAGUUGCUAGAGGAGAACAAGCAUUACAUUCAAGAACCACCUACCGUGGAGAAAUGCAACCUACUGGCAAAGCAGUUGUUUUAUACGCGUCUUGCUAGCAUUCCUGGUCGUUGUGAGUCAUUUCGGAAGGAGCUAGAUUAUGUCAAGAACUUGUGGAAGAACAGACAAGAACUGAAGGUUGAAGAUGCAGGUAUUGCGGCUUUGUUUGGCCUGGAGUGCUUUGCCUGGUUUUGUGCCGGUGAAAUUGUUGGAAGGGGAUUCACUUUUACGGGUUACUAUGUUUGAGAAUAAGCACCGGCAGGGUUUACUUCAGGGGGGAAAAAGAAAACUUCGUGGGGCUCUGGCCAUUUAUGCGUUGUGUGCAUUAUGGUGCAUUCGACAAGCCAAUUUUUGUUUUGUUUUUUGUUUUUUGUUUUUUUUCUUUUCCCGGAAUUUGAUCUUAGAAAAACGAAAGUAACAAACUGGUGUUGAACUUGAUAAGCCUUAAUAAGCCCGUGUAUUCGAAGCGGGAUUAACAUUGCAUUGUUUUGCCAUCACUUGGAAGGUUGCGCUGACCUCCCUUGCUCAUGAA